This is a messenger RNA of Vitis vinifera (wine grape), 3036 nucleotides long. RefSeq names its product glutamate receptor 2.8-like. Lineage: Eukaryota; Viridiplantae; Streptophyta; Magnoliopsida; Vitales; Vitaceae. The transcript is spliced from 5 exons. The coding region runs from base 1 to 2169 and encodes 722 amino acids. Gene Ontology annotation, molecular function: ligand-gated monoatomic ion channel activity; signaling receptor activity. The record is from RefSeq and is a predicted model, not a curated record. Gene Ontology annotation, cellular component: plasma membrane.
AUGGAUUCAUUUCUCUUCUCCUUCAUGGCCACAAUUCUGUUGCUUCCAGGAGCAGCAUCCGAAGUAGGCACCGGCCAUAUGGGCAGUAUUGGUGUCAUCGUCGAUAAUAGUUCGCUUAUCGGUAAAGAAGAGAUAGUAGCAAUGAAGUUAGCCAUCUAUUACUUCAACAACAAAACUAAUCGACAAUUGGAUUUGCAUGUGAGAGACUCUCAAAGUGAUCCAGUUCUUACUUUGCUUUCCGCCAGAAAUCUGAUCAAGAAGCGGAGAGUGCAAGCUAUUAUCGGCCUUGAUACAUGGGAAGAAGCAUCUUUAGUUGUGGAGCUUGGUAGUAAAGCUCAUAUUCCGAUUGUUUCCUUGGCUGAUGCAGCUCCGCAGUGGGCAACAGAUCGCUGGCCGUUCCUUGUUAGAGCCUCGCCGGAGAAACACCUGCAAAUGAAAGCUGUGGCAGCCAUUAUCGGGUCUUGGGGAUGGCGUCGGAUCAAUGUGAUAUACGAGGAUACCAACUCUGCUGGCUCUGAGAUCAUUCCAUUUCUUGCUGAUGCCCUCAAGCAAGUUGGUUCAGAAAUCGGAUACCUUGCAGCUCUCCCACCAUCAUCUGCAGUUAAUUCUUCUUCUUCUUUAUCUGAUCAGCUCCAAUGGCUUAAAGGAAAGCAGUCACAAGUCUUUGUGGUUCAUUCAUCUUUAUCAAUGGCGGAGCGUUUGUUUUCAAAAGCUAAUGAAUUGGGCAUGAUUGGAAAGGAUUCUGUUUGGAUCACUACAGACAGCAUCACAAAUCUUGUACAAUCCAUGAAUUCCUCAGUCAUCUCUUCCAUGGACGGUGUUCUAGGAGUGAAGAGCUUCUUCCAGGAAGACGGAGCCCGGUUCCAAGACUUCUGCUCCAGAUUUCGACAGAAGUUUCGAUCACUGUAUCCUAAGGAAGACAACCACGAGCCUGGGAUUUUCGCCGUUCAGGCAUAUGAUGCUGUGUGGUCUGUUGCUCUAGCAAUGGACAACAACGGGUCGACCCAACAAUUGUUAGAAAAGAUUGAACUCAGCGAUUUCCAUGGCCUCACAAACAGAAUCAAAUUUGAGAGACGACGCUUGGCUCCACAGCGCAUGUUUCAGAUUGUUAACGUGAUUGGAAAAAGUAAUAGAGAGCUCGGAUUCUGGUCGGAGGGAUCAGGCUUCGCCAAGCCUACUAAUGGUCAAAUUCAAAACAGUAGCUCCAUGGACAUCCUGGGGCAAGUGUUUUGGCCAGGAGGCCCUACUUCCACCCCAAGAGGAUGGGCAUUUCCUACAAGCGAAACCCCAUUGCGAAUUGGAGUGCCCCUCAAUGCCACAUUCAAACAAUUUGUUUCUGUAAACUACGAUAUUGAUGGAGGCCAUCGAUCGGUUUCGGGUUCUCAAUCGAAUGGUACCUAUGAUGAUUUGGUGGAACAGGUUCAUCUCAAGAAAUUUGAUGCAGUGGUAGGCGAUACGUCGGUAAUUUCAAAGAGAUGGGAUCUGGCCGAAUUUUCGUAUCCCUACACAGAACCAGGAUUGCUGAUGAUAGUUCCUGAGAAAGUAGAGACAUCCAAUAGGGCUUGGUUAUUCAUGAAGCCCUUCACCAAGGUGAUGUGGGUUCUAACAGGUGCUAUAACCAUCUACAAUGGCUUCACCCUCUGGUUGAUAGAACGAAACCAAAACCCAGAACUUAUGACAGGCUCUACUCUGAACCAAAUGGGAACCUUGGUUUGCCUAUCCUUCACCACCCUCUUCUCUAUGCAUGGAGGAAGGCAACAUAGUAAUCUGUCCCGGUUGGUAAUGGUGGUCUGGCUGUUCGCAUCUCUGGUGAUAACGAAUAGCUACACUGCUAAUCUUACCAGCAUGCUUACGGUCCAACGCCUUGAACCUACUGUGGUCGAUGUGGAAGAUCUGAAGAGUGCUAAUUCCAUUGUUGGGUGCAGCAAACGAUCAUUCGCGGUGAGGUAUUUGGUGGAUGUCAUAGGAAUAAAAAUGAGAAACAUAAAAGAUAUCACUUCAGCUGACCAGUAUGCUCGAGAUCUCAGAAGCGGAGAGAUAGCAGCAGCCUUCAUUGAAGCUCCCUACGCCAAAAUAUUCCUUGCCCAAAACUGCAAAGGCUUUGCUGCUUCUGGGAAAACAUACAAAGUUGGUGUCUUUGGAUUUGUAAGUCCCUAUAUUCCUUUAUAGCUAACUCUCCUUUCUCCAUCUUACUCAAAUUUUCUAAGAUCAAAGGUGAGCCUAUCAACCUGCCAUUCAAUGCCAUUUGGGCUGUGUUUCUUGAAAAAGUACAUCAGGGAGAUUAUCACUGAGAGCAUUUUUGCAUUAGGGCUCAAUUGGGUGGUGGUUUGUUUUCUCUGAAGUCCCAAAUCAAUAGAAGAUUUCUUCCCUUUUCCCCAACUUUUCUCAGCAACCAAACAUGCAGAACUGAAACCCAUUUAGCUGCACCAAACCAAAAUUAAUUAGUCUAUCUAGUGUAUGAUUAUUAAUAUGAUUGAUUAAUUAAUUUGCUGAUUUUUUCAGGUGUUCCCAAAGGGAUCACCUAUUCUUCCAGACAUAUCUAAAGCAGUCUUGGAGGUGACUGAAAAUGGUGAGUUACGUGAAUUACAGAACAUGUUGAUUGGAUCCCAGAAGUGUAAUUCAAAUAUUACAGAAACCAGUGAGGAUAGCAGUAGUCUUAGCCCUAGCAGCUUUUGGGUACUUUUCUUAAUAACAGGAGGUGUAUCAACAGUUUGUCUUGUAAUCUUCAUGGCCAGAGAAAGGUUAACCUAUUUGUAUAAUUAUUCGUUGGGGCAUAUGGCCAUUUGGAGACUAAUAUCAGCUGUAAUGAGAAGCUGGAGAUCACAUCCACGUGAGCGAUUCUCUAGAGGAAUUAGCGACGAAGAAAGUAAUGGAAAUGGCCAACACACAUCUAUGCAUUCACCACAAUACUUUGGAUAUAGAGUGCCAUGGCAGAGAAAUUACAGCUCCAGAAGUUCUUCCUAAAUUCACAAGCUAAAUCAACCCCAAAAAAUAAAAAUUUUAGAGGAUGCUUGGGAAACCAUAACCCAUAUGUGA